Teleopsis dalmanni is the source of this 1708-nucleotide messenger RNA. RefSeq names its product sialin-like. NCBI's taxonomy places the organism in Eukaryota, Metazoa, Arthropoda, Insecta, Diptera, Diopsidae. Gene Ontology annotation, molecular function: transmembrane transporter activity. The transcript is spliced from 9 exons. Gene Ontology annotation, cellular component: plasma membrane. The record is from RefSeq and is a predicted model, not a curated record. Gene Ontology annotation, biological process: transmembrane transport; monoatomic anion transport. The coding region runs from base 136 to 1530 and encodes 464 amino acids.
CGUUGCAAUUUUAAGUUUAUUUUCGGAAUUAACAUUUAAGAUCGUAGCCUAGUUAUAAGGACAUGCACCAAUAAAAGUGAAAGUUAAAUACUCGAAUUUUUUAAACAAACUCAGAGGACAAAUUAAGUAAACAAAAUGGUUUUCAUAAAGCUUCCAGAAUGUUUUCAAAUACCAAAGCGUUUCAACAUCGCUGUUAUGCUUUUCAUGGCUUGCCUGAUGAGCUAUGUGAUGCGAGUCAAUCUUUCCAUUAACAUCGUAGCAAUGGUGGAGUCAACCGAUGCCAACGCCACAGAACCUUUACCAGACUACGGACCACGAUAUAAUUGGAGUCAAAGUGAUCAAGGCCUCUUAUUAGGUGCUUAUUUUUACGGAUAUAUGAUUACAUCACUUCCAGCUGGUAUGUUAGCGGAGAAUUUCGGAGGAAAACCGGUAGCUGGUUUCAGUUGUCUUGUCGCUGGUGUUCUGACUAUGUUAACACCGGUUGCAGCUACUUGGGAUAAAUGGGCAGUAUUUGUAUUACGAUUUGCUAUAGGGUUUUUCACUGGUGUAGUUUAUCCAUGUUGCCAUAACUUAAUAUCAAAGUGGUCACCACCAGAUGAAAAAGGAAAAUUUGUAGCUUCACUUAUGGGUGGGACCUUUGGUACAGUUAUCACUUGGCCUAUAAGUGGUCUUAUCAUUGAGAAUAUGGGUUGGGAUUGGGCAUUCUAUAUAAUUGGCAUAUUCGUUUUAUUCGUGGUUGCUAUUUGGUUUAUGGUUGUAGCCGACAGUCCAGCCAAACAUAAGACAAUUAAACCUGAGGAGCGUGAAUAUAUUGUCAAAAGUCUUGGUGAAACAGUUAAUGAUAAGAAGAGAUGGCCACCAUAUAAAAGCCUUGUUGUUUCUAUGCCUUUCUGGUCUCUAAUGUUACUUCAUUAUGGUAGCAUGUGGGGAUUGUUCUUCUUGCUUACGGCAACACCUAAAUUCCUUAGCGAGGUUCUAGGUUUUAAUCUAUCCUCGGCCGGCUUCCUUUCCAGUUUACCUCACUUAGCACGUCUUAUUUGCGCGUUCGGUUUUGGUUCCUUAGCUGAUCUUAUAAGACGCAAGGAGUGGUUAAGCGUAACACGCAUGCGAAAAAUAUUUUGUUUACCCUCACAUGUCAUUCCCGGUAUUUUCCUUGUACUACUCGCUUUCUUCGGUAAGGAUCCAUAUGUUUGUGUGGCAAUAAUGACAAUAUCCUUGGGCUUUAAUGGUGCUGCAACAGCUUCGAACCUCCAAAACUCUCAAGAUUUGGCACCAAACUAUGCCGGCACACUAUAUGGUAUAAUAAACUGUGUAGGCACUACUCCUGGUAUAUUCUCUCCAAUGAUAGUUGCACACUUUACCAAAGAUAAUAAUACUAUUGAUGAAUGGCACUACAUUUUCCUGAUUGGUGCUGCGGCUUACGUAAUCCCAGCUUUGUUUUACUGGAUUUUUGGGUCGGGUAAAAUACAAAAAUGGAACGAACUGAACAAUACUUCAUCGCGCGAGGAAAUAGUUAACACGAAGUUGUAAAUAAAAACUAUUCUUAAUUGUCUGCAAUCAUCCUACCGCAACUGAAAGUAUUUUAAUGACAACACUUAGUAUAUAUUAGUACUUGUAUAUUAUACCUAUGUAUUCACAACGAUAUUGUGUCCAUUUAAUUUUAAGACUUCGGAGAUAUAUUUCGCCAAAAUAAUCAGAUUUCUGAUUU